CAAUCCACCUGAGAAUUGUUCUGCUAGUUAGAAUGGCGUUAAUGACUGUGCAUAGAACACCGUCUGUCUGCACAACAACAGAUGAAAGCAUUACAAGAAGAGGGAAACUUCAGAAGAGGGAGAGUUUUGCCUUCAUCAAGGGUGCAGUACUUCUGCUAGAGGAAGGAGCCAGGGUGGGGCCACAUGAGGAUCCAAGCACUUGCGUCGUGGGUGGAGCCUCUAAUUCUAAACAAAGGCAUUUGCAUGCCAUGGUUUCAUUGCUAAGGCCAGAAGACACUGUCAAACUGGCUGUUUGUUUGGAGUCAGCAAGUCCAGUCAGAGUAAGAUAUUUAAUUGUUGUUACAACUGCCUCUCGCAAACAUGAGAGCCUGCUGCUCGGCAUGGACUUCCCAAAUGUGCUUAGUGAUGAAUGCACAAUUGGUCUUGUACUACCUGUAUGGAGUGACACACAAGUGUAUCUGGAUGGAGAUGGUGGUUUCAGUGUAACUUCUGCAGAAGUAUCAAGAAUAUUCAAACCUGUAUCUAUUCAGACAAUGUGGUCAGUGUUACAAGCUCUGCAUGGUUGCUGUGAGCGGGCGGUGAAGGGGGCUGUGAUUCCAGGCUGCGGGUUGGAUUGGGCUCAGCAUUACACGCAGCAUGUUGAGUCCAACCAGCACUGCUUGAAUGAGUGGAGGGCCAUGACUGGUCUCGAGUCGGUACGCAGAGACACCAAAGGCCAUAGCACAGAGAGAGAAAGAGUGGAAAAAGAGAUCAAAAUCCAGCUUAGAGACAUCAUGAGGACUGAGGACCUGGAGAACAUCACCUCCAAACAGGUUCGAUGUGCACUAGAGGAAAGACUCGGCUUGGACAUGAAGAAUUACAAGGAGUAUAUUGACAAUGAAAUGAUGGUGACCAUGGCACAGAUGGACAAACCAUCCAAAAUCUUAGACUACCUUUACUUGGGCUCAGAAUGGAAUGCUGCAAACUUUGAAGAGCUUCAGAAAAACAAUGUUAGCUACAUUCUCAAUGUCACCAUGGAGAUUGAUAACUUUUUCCCAGAAUCCUUCACCUACAUGAAUGUCCGGGUUUAUGAUGUGGAGUCAACAGACCUGCUCUCACACUGGAACAGCACAUAUGUGUUUAUUAAUGAAGCCAGGAAGCGUGGUCAGGCUGUACUGGUGCACUGCAAGAUGGGAGUGUCUCGCUCUGCCUCUACUGUGAUUGCAUUUCUAAUGAAGCAGCAGGGCUGGACAUUUGAAGAAGCAUACACCCAUGUCAGAGAAUGCAGGCCCAUCGUUCAGCCCAAUGAUAGCUUCCUCAGACAGUUACAGACGUACAGUGGCAUCCUCAGUGCCAGCAGACAACGUCACAGCGCCCUCUGGAGGCGAAAGUCUAAAUCGGAUUCUCAGGUUAAAGCAGCCCAAAAGCAGGGGCAGAAUGAAGUGAGUGAGGAAGAGCAAGGUGAUGAUGAACAAGAAGAAGAAAGUCCAGAGGAAGAAGAAAGCUUUGAGGAGGAUGAGGAGGAAAAAUAUGUAUUUGAGGAGUCAAGUGUCUGUGAUAUUGCAACACAAGAGGUAGUCACACCUGUGAUCACUGUCCAUGAGAGUGACAAGGUGACGCCAAGUCCCAGCAGAAGUGGAAGAAUGGAUCUGUUUUCCCUUAUGCAGUCCAUUCAGCUGGAUGAUGAGGAGAGACUAAGUGAUAAAGAGAACACAACAGCUCAGAUGAGAUCACCAGCCCAGAGGAGACGCAGUUACAAACGAAGAGCUCUGACGCACCAGAAAGCUCAUGUGGACGUUUCUCCAGGACCAAGCACCAUAUCACAGAGCCAAAAGCAAGAGAAGUCGGAGCAUGGAGCCAGUGGGUAACAAAUGUAGGAGAGGUAUGAAAGAAAAGAUACUUUAAUAAGGAGUUACGAAGAACACUCUUCAUGAGGAACACCAGACCAAUUCUAAUGGUUUGUUUGCACGUACUGGUGGUGAGCUCUUGGUUGCUAAGUUUGUCUAAACAGACAAAUUUAUACAUGCACACAUUAAAUAAUUUCAAUGCAGCCAAUGCAGGUUUAUGAACUUAUUAAAUGAUUUAUCAUCGACAAACUUUGUAGAGUGAACAGUGAUAAAAGAACCAGCACUCAGAAUAGUGUGAAAGCAUUCUGUCACUAUGUGCCUUUGUUUUGUCUUUUACACAGUC
Trichomycterus rosablanca is the source of this 2169-nucleotide messenger RNA. RefSeq names its product protein phosphatase Slingshot homolog 3. NCBI's taxonomy places the organism in Eukaryota, Metazoa, Chordata, Actinopteri, Siluriformes, Trichomycteridae. The transcript has 15 exons. Gene Ontology annotation, molecular function: protein tyrosine/serine/threonine phosphatase activity; actin binding. Gene Ontology annotation, cellular component: cytoplasm. The record is from RefSeq and is a predicted model, not a curated record. The coding region runs from base 33 to 1847 and encodes 604 amino acids. Gene Ontology annotation, biological process: protein dephosphorylation; actin cytoskeleton organization; negative regulation of actin filament polymerization.